UGAUCACAAGUGUCUUCGGAUAAACACCACAAGAGACGGUAUUUUCACAUCUAGCGAUGUGAUGGUGCCAGAGACAUGCCUUUGUGCACGUAUAAACUAACGUUACAGACAAGGAAUUGAUUUUUUUGUUAUUUGCUUUAGCGGCGUAAAAUGCGGGGACGCGUGACGGGCCAGGCCAUGGAGCUGUUGGGCAGCGGCGGCUCCAGGAUGAGCGUAACCAGGUUCUUUUUAUACGCUUCAGCCAAAGCAGCCGCUCCGCAGUCUACCGGAGUAACACUACAUGGCAUCGACAAAAGAUUUAGAUCCACAUCGUCCAUGUCCAGUUACUCUGAACUGGCUCGGGAGCGGUCCAAAACCGUUACGUCUUUUUACAAUCAGUCUGCCAUCGACGUAUCUGCCGAGAAGCCUUCAGUCAGACUGACACCAGCCACAAUGCUGUAUGCAGGGAAGUCUCCUGAUGGACAACAUGUGCUGAGCAGUGCCAGGUAUCUGCACAAAGAGCUGCCUGUCCGCAUCGCACAUCGCAUUAAGGGCUUCCGCAGCCUGCCCUUCAUUAUCGGCUGCAACCCAACCAUUCUCCAAGUGCACGAGCUUUAUAUCAGGGCCUACCACAUGCUGAGUGACUUCCCAGCUAUUAAAGACCAGGAGACUGAGGCUCGCUAUAGCAAACUUGUAAAACAGCUUCUUGAUGAUCACAAAGAUGUUGUCACCAUGUUAGCUGAAGGAUUCAGGGAAUGUCGUAAACACAUUUUGGACGAGACUCUGGUUCGCAAUUUCUUGGACACGACGUUGACGUCUCGUCUGGGCAUCCGCAUGCUGGCCACACACCACAUUGCCCUGCAUGAGGAUAAUCCUGACUUUGUUGGCAUUAUAUGCCGCCGCCUGUCGCCUAAAAAGAUCAUCGAGAAGUGGGUUGACUUUGCUCGACGGCUCUGUGAGCAUCAGUAUGGGAAUUCUCCACGGGUUCGCAUCAACGGCCAUGUGGCGGCCCGCUUUCCCUUCAUUCCACUGCCUCUGGACUACAUCCUGCCUGAACUGCUGAAAAACGCCAUGAGGGCCACCAUGGAGAGUCACUUGGACACCCCUUACAAUGUGCCUGAUGUGGUGGUCACAAUCGCCAACAAUGACACUGACUUUGUCAUAAGGAUCUCAGACCGUGGUGGUGGCAUUCCUCACAGCAUUCUGGAUAAGGUGAUGGAUUACCACUUCAGCACAGCUGAACAGAGCACACAGGAUCCCCGCAUUAACAACCUUUUCGACAACAUCACCAACAGCGGCCCCCAGUCCGGACCCAUGCAUGGGUUUGGCUUUGGCCUGCCCACAUCCAGAGCGUACGCCGAAUACUUAGGAGGUUCCUUGUCCAUCCAGUCAAUGCAGGGCAUCGGCACAGACGUCUACCUGCGUCUCCGGCACAUUGAUGGCAAAGGAGAAAGCUUCAGAGUUUGAUGUCAUGGUCUAUUCAUAGAGCUUGUGGUCAGUCACCAUGUCGAAGAUAUUAAGCUUCAAAGUUGAACCAAAACCAGGACGUUCAGCAGUUAAACUUUCGCUCAUAUUACCUGUCCGCAUACACCGCAUCACAUUUUGGAUCAUGCUUUCUGCAUUUUAUGGGAUUAUUCACACUGCAUUGUGUUUGUGUAGUUCACUGUGAUUUAUAUAUAUAUAUAAAAAAAAAACUUUCAGCCUUAAGAAUGCGAAGCGAUUUCAUGAUUUAAAAUCCAGCAUGUUACUGUCCGACGUGACCAGUGGGAUGAAUCCUGACACUUCAGACUCUUGCAGAAGAUGCUCUCCAGACAGCCAUAUCCUGGUUUCCUUCAGAAAUAUGAGUGAAGUGUUUGAACUCUUUAAAGAUGCAGAAGCGCAGAAAGGCUUUUAGCAAUCUUCUAUGAACUCUUGACUAGAGGUCGACUGCCUUACGAAAAAAGACACAAUGUUGUCAGUCUUGCUUCACACCGGUCUGAUGUUCAGUUUUUACAUUUCAUAUUAACCUUAUAAGCUUAAGAGUUGUAGAUUUCAUGCUUGAAAUGGUUAGACUCUCGGGGUUAGUGCAGCGCAAAAUAUAUUUGUUUUUUUUGUUUUUUUCCUUCGUCAUUCGCUCCAGCAAACAGUGUUUUAUAGAGAUGUUCAUAUUUGAAUAGAUGUUUUUACACUCUACCUAGUUGCACAUGUGGGUCUCUUGAUGGGUUUUGUUCAUGUUUUAAAAGGAUGCCAACAAGUUUGAGACUGAGAUUUGUUUACCAGAAUGAAUUCGAAAUUGUUCCCAAAUUGAAAUACGAAUCUAAAAGCUAGAGAAGUUCACUUGUUUUGUUUUGUCUUGUAAUGUUGUGCCUAUGGUUUCUUUUCUCUCCUUUUGAAAUGACUUUCAAGAAAAGGAGCCUUUGUGUGUGUAAUGCUUAUUAUCUGUUCUCAAGUGCUGCAGAUUUGUUGCCCAAGUUUGCCCCCUACCGGUGGCGUUUGAGUAUUAAUUUUGACUUUGAAAACAUGGACAUACUGAUGAUGAUUUAGCGUAAUGAAUGAUGUACAGUAGGUUUUGGAUGAUUUGAAUGAAACUAACAUGCACAUAUUAACAUAUUCCUUUGUUUAUAUAAAAGGCCAAAUUGUGGCAUGAUGCACCCAGAAUGAAAUCAAGGAUGGGAUCAUUUUAUUGUCUUUUUUUCUCGUUUUGAUGUUGAGUUUGCGUUACAUAGAUGCCAAAUACGCAUAGUUUUUUGGGCAUUAUAAAAUUAUGGAUGAGAA
Messenger RNA from Megalobrama amblycephala (Wuchang bream), 2733 nucleotides. RefSeq names its product branched chain ketoacid dehydrogenase kinase (gene bckdk). Gene Ontology annotation, biological process: regulation of glucose metabolic process; protein phosphorylation. The transcript is spliced from 11 exons. Gene Ontology annotation, cellular component: mitochondrion. The coding region runs from base 151 to 1446 and encodes 431 amino acids. Gene Ontology annotation, molecular function: pyruvate dehydrogenase (acetyl-transferring) kinase activity. NCBI's taxonomy places the organism in Eukaryota, Metazoa, Chordata, Actinopteri, Cypriniformes, Xenocyprididae. The record is from RefSeq and is a predicted model, not a curated record.